Molecule: messenger RNA, 1164 nt
Organism: Colletotrichum costaricense
Lineage: Eukaryota; Fungi; Ascomycota; Sordariomycetes; Glomerellales; Glomerellaceae
Exons: 1
Coding region: 1-1164 (387 amino acids)
Source: RefSeq, a predicted model, not a curated record
AUGGCUUUCGGGAAAACGACGAGAGGUGACCCCAAUGAUACUGAAAUCUGCAAGCGAGUUUGGCCAGCAUUAGCAGACAAAGUCUACCUUUCUGGUCAAUAUAUGACACUGGCAGCCUGCGUCAAAAAUGUCAUCACUCCGUCAGAAGAAGCCGUAAAACAAGUUUUGCCGUCAAACAGUAACAUCGACACAAUUGAAACAGUCGUGGGCUCUGUCAGACGGUCAGACCAAAUGCCUGUGGAGGAUGUUGUGAAAGCAUUCAGCCUCAGAACUGCAAAUCCAGGAAACCAGGAUCGAGAAGUGAUGGAAGUUGUUUCCGUGGCCGCAUCUCUCGAAUCAAUGACGAGUAUCCAAGUCUUGCCGAAUUCAAAUAUACAUGAAAAGUCAGCGGUAUUAUGGGAGUGCGGAGCAUCGCUGAAAGAUACCCUGUCUAAAUCUUAUAACGGAGUGCUGAACCCGGACUUGCAACACGGAACCCUAACCUCGCAUCUCACGAUAAGGUCCCUAGUCAAGUUUCACGGCUACACGGUCGUGUGGACAGACUUUCUGAAUCAGCAUCUGUGUAUCGACGAGGAAUCGAGGCUUGUCUGGGUCUUUCAACACAAAAUAUGGCUCUCUUCGCAAGUGGGCCGAUCGGAUUGUUCGAUACCACAAUCUGUGCUGCUCGAAGCGCUGGAUACACUCAAUGUGCUUCUCCCUCCGGACGAUGACCACACCAGGCGAUUUCUACAGAGGCGAGAACAGGAAUUUUACAGCUUGGGUUAUUGUGGCAGAGUCCCAAGCACCGACUUGAAGAAGUACGCCAUCUGGGGAACGAAGAUGGACCGGCAUUUGAGCAUCGCAAAAGGCCCAAGAAGAGGGAUUUGGCAGUUUCUCCCUACUCCUGAUCGAUUCAAUGUUUUGAAAUCAGCCAACUUCGUGAUUGCGUGUGUGGCGCUCGUGUUCUCGAUUGUGGGAUUCGUGUUGGGACUGGUAUCUAUCAUUUACGCAAAGUUGUCGUAUCAGAUCGGGCUGGAGUCUAUCGACAUAUCAAAAGUAUCUCUUGAUGUGUCUAAUGAGUCUCGAGAUUUGACAAGGCUGCAGUACCUUUUGUCAGUUGCACAGGCUUGUUCAGAUCCUGAUCAAGCGCAGUUGUUGCCAGACUUUUGUUCUGCGGAGGCCUAG